UACUGGCAGUGACAUCGUCUCUGGACUCCGUUUGCUCUUUUAAUUCACAGCAGAUGUGUGACGACUGAAGUUUCGUGAAACACAUGAGCGCGUUUUGAGAGAGUUUGUACACUACAUAUUUUAGGUUUUCACGUAUCAUAAAGUAAAAGUGUAUUUCUGUAGCUGGUGUGUUUAUUUUCUCAGAUGAGCGAAUCUCUGCAGACGGUUCUGUGUUUGUGUAAUGGCGCGGUUCCUCCAGCAGGCGGCGCUCCGCGGCUCAUCGAACAGCCACCGCCGCUUUAAGAGCAGCUCUGUCUUAUUUUGGAGGCAUUUAUGUAAUUCAAGUAUAAAUCAAACAUUAUAAUCACACAAAUCCGUGCAAAUACAGAAUAACACUGUUGUUUAUUAUUCUUAUUCCUAUUGUCAUAAAGAUCCUUAUGAGUUAAUCAUUAUUAUCUGAAAAUCAACAGGAACAGUGGCGUCUCUUUCUGGAUAAUAAUUACACUGAAUAAUGUCGCUUUAAUUGAAGAUACACACUGUUUGUGUGUUUUUUUCUGUUCAGUGAGUCGCUGAGCUCCGCCCACUCUCACACUGGUCAGGUUGAUUGACAUUCCACUCUGUUCUGUUUCUGUGGUUCUGAUCUAAAAAUGACAUCAUGAUCCCGAGCGAAGAAAGAGGCGGAGCCCGAACUCACACACACACACGCACGCGCACACGCACGCACGCACACACACUCUCUCUCUCCUCCGGUCGGUCAGGGAUGGUCGCGGCGGUGUGCUGCUGCAGUUCGGUCGGAUUUCCCGGUACCGAUGGUGUUUGUGUCGGGAUGUGAGCUCGGCUUCGGUUCCGUCAUGUUUGAUGCCAGUGUUUGGCGGAUCCGGAGCAUCCGGGACUCUGUGAGACUCGAGAUCAGCGACGAACCGAGUCCUGCGGUGCUGAACCGAUUCACACAUCUGGAUCCGGACACUCCUUACCUGGAGAAUGCGAGUCAGGAGAUCGGCGAGGAGGUGGAGGACGGCGCCGUGUUCAGCAUCACGCUGAGGAAGGUUCAGAUGUACCAGUCGUCCAGUAAGAGUCAGCGCUGGUUGGGCGUGGAUUCGGACUCGGGCCUCAGUCUGUACGAGACCUGUAAGCUGCGCACCAUUAAAGCGGGAACGCUGGAGCGGCUGGUGGAGUACAUGGUCACGGCCUUCAGAGGAAACGACUCCACCUACGUCACCAUCUUCCUGUGCACCUACAGGACCUUCGCCACCACCAAACAAGUGCUGGACCUGCUGCUCAACAGAUACGCCAAACUGCAGCCGGGCGCCGAAGCGCGCAGAAUGACCCCCGAUGAGCGAACGGAGCUCAGGAACACCGUCUCCUCUAUCCUGGGCGCCUGGUUGGAUCAGUACUCUGAAGACUUCUGGAAGCCUCCGGACUACAGCUGCCUGAGACGCCUCAUCCACUACCUGCAGCUCAACUUCCCGGGGUCGGAUCUGGAGCGACGGGCCUGUAACCUGCUGAGCCAGUUCCACCGCAGACUCCAGCAGGAAUCGGACCAGGACGUGCUGGAUCAGGGCUGCUGUGCGUUCGCUCUGCUGGAGGAGAACGGAUUCGAAGAAGAUCGACCUGAUUUCCUGAGCUUUGACCCCACUGUGGUGGCCGAGCAGUUCACGCUGAUGGACGCAGAGCUGUUCAAGCGGGUGGUGCCGUAUCACUGUCUGGGAAGCAUCUGGUCUCAGAGAGAUAAGAAAGGAAAGGAACAUCUGGCGCCGACCAUCAGAGCCACGGUCAGCCAGUUCAACCGCGUCACCAACUGCGUCAUUUCCACCUGCCUCAGCGACCGGACGCUCAAGCCCGCCCAGAGGGCCCGGAUCCUGGAGCACUGGAUCCAAGUGGCCAGAGAAUGUCGGAUCUUGAAGAACUUCUCGUCUCUUCGUGCGAUUCUGUCGGCGCUGCAGUGUAACCCGGUCCACCGGCUCAAGAAAACGUGGGACGAAGUGUCACGAGAAAACAUUCGCAUCUUCCAGGAGCUGUCAGAGAUAUUCUCUGAUGAGAACAACCACUCGCUGAGCCGAGAACUGCUGAUAAAGGAGGGAACGUCCAAAUUUGCCACUCUGGAGAUCAACCCUAAGCGAGCGCAGAAGCGACAGCAGCCGCAGAGAGAUCUGACUGUGAUGCAGGGGACGAUUCCGUACCUGGGAACUUUCCUGACGGAUCUGGUCAUGAUGGACACGGCCAUGAAAGACUAUCUGGACGGAGGCCUGAUCAACUUCGAGAAGAGAAGGAAGGAGUUUGAGGUCAUCGCUCAGAUUAAGUUGUUACAGCUGGCGUGCAACAAUUAUAAUUUCCAGCGCGUGGCGGGGUUCAGCGCGUGGCUCUCCAGUGUGGAGAAGCUCUCGGAGGCCGAGAGCUACAGUCAGUCGUGUGAGAUCGAGCCGCUCUCUGAAUCGGCCUCCAACACGCUGAGAGCCAAGAAGAGCUCAGGAAUCAUGAAGAGAUGGAGCGAUCGUCAGCCGGUGGGUUCGGGUGAAGCCGGUUGCAGCAGUUCUGGCAGUUCUCAUUCAAAGUCUUUCGAUCAGCUGCGUUUCCCGCCGUGUCUGAGCGGCUCGGUGGGCGACGGCUGCGACUCUCUCAGCGUGACGUCGGCGGGGUCCAGCAGCUCUGACGUGGAGGAGGUCAACAUUAGCUUCAUCUCUGAUUCACCAGACGCUCUGGAGAGGAAGACCUCCACGCCCUUCGUAAAACAUUCCAAUUCUACCUUAGGGAAGUGCGGCCCUACGGGAGACCUGAUACCCACGUUCUGGGAGUCCACGUCUCUCUCGUCUCUGGACGCGUCGGGUCUCGGCUCAGGUUCUGGCUCCAGUAGUGCCUCCUCGUCUUCGGUGUCGUCCACACCGGUCACCGCGUCCCGCUCGCACAAACGCUCCGUCUCCGGCGUGUCCAGUUACUCGUCUCUCUCUCUGCCGCUUUACAACCAGCAGGUGGACGACUGCUGCAUCAUCAGAGUCAGCCUGGACGUGGACAAUGGAAACAUGUACAAGAGCAUACUGGUCACCAGUCAGGAUAAGACUCCUGCGGUCGUGAGGAAAGCCAUGGUCAAACACAACCUGGACCGCGAGCGAGCCGAGGAUUACGAACUGGUGCAGAAAAUCAGUGAGGAAAAGGAGCUGAAGAUUCCCGACAACGCCAAUGUUUUUUACGCCAUGAACUCCGCAGCCAACUAUGACUUUGUCUUGAAGAAGAGAGGUUUCCCGCGAGCAGGCCGAACCAAGCACGUGGCCAGCUCCACGCUGCCUCGAAUGAAGCAGAAAGGUCUUAAAAUCGCCAAGGGAAUCUUCUGAAUUCCCAAACUCUUGUUGUGUCAGUACAGCAGGAGCUGGAUUUUGUUGUGAAUCGGCAGAACUGUUUGCCUCCGCCUGGACUUUGCAAAGGCGUCUUCAGGGGAUCGGCAGGACCGCGGCGAAACUCUCUCCCUGAGAGGCGAUCUGUAUGUUUACAGUCAUUCCCGGAUCUCCGUACCCGCUCUCGGCGUCAGCGUUCGUCUCUAACGUCAGGUGCGGGUCGCAGGACUGAUCCCCAAUCGGACGGAGAUCUGCUGUGCCAUGAACUACGGUACCAGAAUGCCACUGUCCUCUUUCACAUGACGGUGCGGCCAUCUGGCUGAUCACACGACAGGAAGAGAGCGCACGCGUUCGCCAGAACGUCACACGCUUCACUGUUUCUGCUCUUUACUACCACGGUGGUGCUCAGGCCGAUUAAACGUCUCUCUCUUCUUCUGUUUCAUGUUUUAAUUUCUCACACGUUCAGAGACGCCGAAUGACUCUGUCGUUGGUUUUGUUGAUAAAAGUAAGAUGUCGUAAUUUGAAAGCAAAUCAUUUUCUUGCCACUACAAGUGCUCAUUUUGGAGGACUCCGUCCGUUUCUGACAUGAUUUUCUGUGAGUCUUUUUCUAGUAUAACAGCGCAGUCGCUCACUGUGACGCUCGACUUCAGUAUCUCAGAGAUCACGCGUGCUCCGGCGUCUUCGGUCCUAUCAGCAGUCGCUACUCGUUCACGUGAAGCGGCUCAAAACAUCUCAUUGUCGUAUCGCCAGUUUCUGUUUGCGGUUGCUUCGUUCUGCACAUUGAUGCGUGAAACCCCUUUGUGAAAUGCGACAGUAGCGUUUGAGAUUAAAAUGAGAUGCUACAGGGUUUCAGGAUUUAAGGUUUUUGAGUGUUGUCAGACAUUGGCUGUAGUCGUGACGAACCUGCGCUGAGACUGGAAGAAGAGAGAAACAACAUUAGAAAUGCAACUGCACAUAACAUGAGAAAUGAACAUGUGAUGAGAGUUUGUUUUGUUGUACCUGUAGUUCAGUGGUGGUUCAUGACCGAACGCACAGACUUCACAAAGCUGGGUGACACGGACCUGCCAUAUUUCCCGACCCCAGAUCCUUUGUACGUGACCGUAUGAGUGUGUGUGUGCGCAUGUGCUUGCUACACGUUUUAAUGUCUGUGUACGUGUGUUCAUGUCUUGUGUUUUAAGACAACAGAUCCAAAAGGGCCAAAGAUCUCUGCGCUUUUUUUCAGAAGCGUCUCAGUCCGGUGAGGUCAGCACUGCCUGUUCAGGAAAAUCAACCAUUUCCCAAGAUCUCUCAGAUCAGAGUGAAAUACCACAGAUAUCUGGUGCCAUUUGUCUUUUUCACUGUCAAAAAAUGUUUAAGAAAAAAGAGAGAUUUUAUUAUAACAACUCACACGCUCUGGUUUUGUAUGUUCUUUUUUGUAAUUUUUGUACAAUAUGAAUUGUCCUUUGUACUUUUGCCUUUCUUUUGGUUCGUGUGCGUGCGUGCGUGUAUGUGUAUUUAUUGAUUUGUAAAUACUUUUUGUAGCAUUGUACAUUUAGUUUCUUUUCCCAUGUAAUUAUGAAUUAAUAUGUAAAUAUGAAUAUAUCUAUGCGAAGUUUAUACCACUGCAAAUAAGGGAUUGUGUUUCUUUUCAGCUCUGUUGACUUUGGGUUUUCUGUUCGUCUCGUCUUUUUUCAUGGUUUAAAUUUGAUAUUAUUUUUUCCUUAUGAUGCACUGUUUCUAAUAUUGGUGAAAACAACUAAUAAACACAUGCAGUGCGA
Molecule: messenger RNA, 5062 nt
Organism: Labeo rohita (rohu)
Lineage: Eukaryota; Metazoa; Chordata; Actinopteri; Cypriniformes; Cyprinidae
Product: ral guanine nucleotide dissociation stimulator
Exons: 17
Coding region: 789-3305 (838 amino acids)
Biological process (GO): Ras protein signal transduction; positive regulation of GTPase activity
Cellular component (GO): plasma membrane
Molecular function (GO): guanyl-nucleotide exchange factor activity
Source: RefSeq, a predicted model, not a curated record